Messenger RNA from Phytophthora sojae, 759 nucleotides. RefSeq lists its product as hypothetical. Bases 1 to 759 code for a protein of 252 amino acids. NCBI's taxonomy places the organism in Eukaryota, Oomycota, Peronosporomycetes, Peronosporales, Peronosporaceae. The transcript has a single exon. The record is from RefSeq and is a predicted model, not a curated record.
AUGAUGGCCGGACUGAUGGCCGUGGACCAGGCGCCCGAGCGGGAAGGAUGCGCGUACAGGCACACUUUCGCUAGCAUGGACGAACAAAGGCGCGCAUGGCUCGACGGGUCCGGCGGUGAUGAGCAGGACCAAGAGCGUCGUGGUGUCGGGGCCGCAGCUGCAGCUCGAGAGCGUAAAAAUGCUCUACGACGAGAGAGGCGGGCCCGCCAACGCGCAUCGGCGCCAGUGGUUGACCCUGGAGCCGCUGAUACGGCGCGGGAGCGCAAGAAUGCGAUGCAGCGAGAGCGGCGAGCUCGCCCUGUAGCUCGGGCGCCGGAUGCCGGCGAGGUUGCCGCGGCCGCGGUCCGGGAUCGGAAGAAUUUACAGCAGCGAGAGCGGCGAGCUCGUCAGCGCGAACAGCCUCGGGUAGAGUUCGCGCAGGAACAUGUUGCAGAUUCGAUCGCCAUUAAUGCAGCCCGGGUGAUGAACAAUACUCAACGCCAAAGUCGAUGCAUGGAGGAGACGGAGAGCGAUAGGCAGCAACGCUUGCUGAGACAAAAGACAAGCCGUCAGGCAAAGGUUGCUAGCUGUCGAGAGGAGGAUAGACGAGAUGGAGAGCAGUUGUCUGCGCGAGUACUCGUGGCGUGUGACCUGACGGAAGAUGAAAUUCAGGGGAUGGCGAAAAAACAACAUUUUUGCAAGAUCCGCGCCUCGCGCUUGCAUAUUACUAUUGCUGCGGAACAGAUCCCCGCUAGUUUGUUUUUGGAGAUGAACAGGUAG